Molecule: messenger RNA, 4109 nt
Organism: Mercenaria mercenaria
Lineage: Eukaryota; Metazoa; Mollusca; Bivalvia; Venerida; Veneridae
Exons: 25
Coding region: 52-3756 (1234 amino acids)
Biological process (GO): multicellular organism development; positive regulation of kinase activity; protein phosphorylation
Cellular component (GO): signaling receptor complex
Molecular function (GO): transmembrane receptor protein tyrosine kinase activity; protein binding; ATP binding
Source: RefSeq, a predicted model, not a curated record
CAAAGUGUUAUUUCUCCACUGGUAUCGGUGUCUAGCGGUUAUAAGUUCGGUAUGAUUAGACAUAGCAUUUAUAUUUUGAUAGCGGCAUCGUUUGUGGCUGCAGUUACAUGUUCACACUACUGCAAUUAUCCAAAGACAUGCUAUAGAUACGGACACAGGAAAUGUGGAUUUUUGGGUUGGGGAAGAUGCAGAUACCGCUACUCAUACACCUGUUAUCCACCAGUUUGCUGCAAUGGUUGGAGAGGUUCUGGUUGCAAUGAACCAAUAUGUCAUACACCAUGUUCUAAUGGAGGCACCUGUAUUCUGCCAGACACAUGCAAAUGUCCGCCAUCCCAUGAUGGGAAGUACUGCACGACAUUAAAGUGUUCUCAUCUGAGACCCUGCUAUCCUGGCACGUGUAGUUAUCCUGACAAAUGUGACUGCUUCCCCGGAUUUUACCAGUCCAGUUCUGGAUGUCUACGAUUUUCUGCUGCAAACAAUCCUCCUGAUAUAUCUGCAUGUGAGUUAACUCUGGCCAGAAUAAGAAGGACAGAUAACAAAGAACAAUUCUACUAUAACCUGCCUUGUUCCGAUGGAACUGCGACAGAAACAUUUUGGUCAAAUCAAGAAUUAUUCAACUAUGUCAACUUUUCCAUGGAAUCUAUAUAUCAAGCUUUACCACACAUGCCUCCGGCACCAAACUAUGUUACUGCUGAAGGGUUUGGAAUCGUCGACAGCAGAGUUCGUGUAAUACAUACGAAACAUCCACGUAAAGGAAGUACACACCGUUUUGUUGCCUUUAAUAAAACAUAUCCUUGCCCUGGUUUGUCAGACACCAAACCAGAAAAAGAAACAGCGGUUUGUAAGAUAGUCGAAAAGAACUACAAAAUCAGCAUAGAACACAAUGAUAUCUUUAAGGUGACGUAUUCUACGAAGAAUGGUGGCUUUCGAAACCUGUAUGACUUGAAUUACCACCGUCCGUUUAAGACUGACAAAUACACGGGGCAAUUAAGCACAAAAAUAUUAGAGUUUAAAUUCGAUUUUAUUGUCCCUUUCCAUUGCUCUGAACGAACUGCUACUGCCAAAUGCGGCCCGGGAAAAGAAGAACCGGUAUAUAUAUCAGAAGAUAUAACAAAGAGCCCGAUUUACAUUACAUGGAAUGGUUGGUCAGAUACUUUAUCUGGUAUAUCUUAUUACAACUUGGAAGUGUUUGAACUGAAGCCUAAUGUCCAUGGUGACCUGAUAGAGCUAAAACCUUUACAUCCAGUAUUCAACUAUAGAACAAAUGAAACAAAUCCAGUCAAUUUCCCUACAUAUACACCGAAACAGCCCGGAAUGUAUUCUAUACUUCUCCAAGCGGCAGACCGCGCGAACAACUCUAAAAUUGCACGCCGUUUGGUUCUGUUUGACAAUCAUUCAAAUAUAACUCUUACGAAACCGGGCUUUCUGUCUGGCAAACCAAUUAACGUCUCUGAUAUUUCUGUCGGUGACGGAGGGAUGCAUGUGAUUAGUGCAAUACGAGAAACAGGAUAUAUGUGGCAGACGUCAACGAAUGGAACAAAAACAAGAAUAAUUCUAGACUGGCAAAAUCAUUUCGUCAAUAAAAAGCACGAAGACGGAAAAUUUCUGAAUCGCGUGCUUGAAUACCCGAUACAGUUUGCCGAUCUUGAAGAUGAUGGAGUUCUGAGAAGUAAAAAGUUCGUGACUUUAGAUGACCAUGAAGGAAAGAGAACUAUGAGUGCUAUACCAAACGUCCAUGGUAUCGUGAAAUUUGAAACAAAGAGAGUUCUGACUGAUGAUAGAGAGGUUCCUGUUACCGGAUGGGUGUCACAUCCCUUGAUUGAGCAAUAUGAAAUAAUGGAAGAUCUUGCCGAUGGAAGCCAUGUUCGACUUUGGGUACGAGCAACAGAUGUUAUGAACAAUACCCUAGCAGACUAUACUGAAGUUCACAUUGACAACACGCCACCUAGACUUGCUGAUACAAAGUUACAGAAGAAUAUUAUAAACGGAUCGUACACAUAUACAUCUAGAAUAACAUUUACGGCAUCAGAUGACGGAAGUGGUGUUCACAAGCUGGGAUACAAACUGACUGUAGGAAACAGUACAAAACCUAACAAACAUGGAAUUGUCACAGCUAACAGAAAUAACGCAACUGAUGCUUGUGGAAAAGAUCCAACUUGUCACUGCGUUUUGGACACCUGUUUCCUGAUAGAACAAACAAUUGACAUCGAUAACUGUUGGUUUCUCGUGCCGAAAAAUGACUUGAAUGAAUCUGCAAUGAUUACAGCUACGGUCUACAACCAGGCUUUGCUUUCUAGAGAAUUUUCUGUCAAUAUAUCGCGUCUUACUGAGUUAAGAGGUUUGGAAGAAUAUUCUGGCCCUACAAACAUUCGAAUAGAGAGGAAUCUGGCUACUGGUGUUCGUCUGGUCUGGGAUUUGCCUGAAAAGGCGUCAUGUUACGGCCGCGCUGAUAUCGAAAUUAUUUUGAUAAAUCCUGAUGGAACACUUCGAGUAAUUAAUGUUUACAAUGAGGAAACUUCAGUAGAUUUAGUUGGACUUGACCCAGAUAAAGAAUACAGUAUAUCAUUGAAACUUGGAUACCAAGGGACAGAGUUGGCCGCCUUGCCUUACUCUUUUAGGACAGCACCACAGGAGAAUUACCUUUCUGGUGGUAUUAUAGCCGGAAUCAUUGUCAGCGUAUUACUGAUUAUCGGACUGCUCAUUGCAAUAGUUGUGGUGCUAUUGCGACGAGGACAUAUGCAGCCUGUGCGGCGUGGAUUCAAUGCUUUGUCUGUGAAAUACCGGAAGUCAAUUGCUGGCAUACGUACAAGAGCAAGAAGCAAUCAAUACGGAAGGGGAUAUAGUAAUGCUGAGUCACUGUACAUGUAUGGGGAGAUGAACUUCAAUGAUAUACAGGCAUGGCAACUAAAUCGUGACAAUAUUGUUCUAGAGUCUUUGCUCACAUCGGGCCAUUUUGCCGACAUAUUUCUCGCAACUCUUAGGACCUCAAAGGAAAACGUUAUAGCGAAAGCAUUGAAACAGGGGUAUACAGAGCAUGAAGAAUUCCUGAUGAAAGCGAAGAUUAACUUUAAUGCCAUUGAGGUGGGAAAGCAUGAGAACAUCUUACAUUUCGUCGGUGCUGUUGUUUCUGAUUCUGAGAUUGGUCCAUUUAUCAUCUAUGAAUACUGUUCAAACGGAAAAUUAAGCGACUAUUUGCAAACGUUGAAAACCAACCUGACCAUCGAAACUCAAGAAAGACUUCAGAGGUUUGGACUGGGUGUAGCGCGUGGCAUGGAACACCUUGCACAAAGGAGGAUUGUACAUAGACGACUGGCUGCACGGAAUAUACUAGUGCAUACAUCUCUUGAAGUGAAAAUCGCGGGAUUUGGACCGCAGCCUGAUGAAAAUAAGGAUGCCGACGGGCAAGCAAAUAAAAGGGAACGUAUUCCGAUCAAAUGGAUGGCCCCGGAAUGCCUGAAGUCCACGACGGGUGCAACAGAAAAGAGCGACGUCUGGUCUUACGGUGUAGUUGUAUGGGAAAUAUUUUCUUUAGGAGAAAGUCCCUAUGGAAACACUAAAGGCCGUGACAUUCCAGCUAAGUUGAAGGGAGGCUACAGGCUUCACAAACCUGAACAAUGCGAUGACAAAUGGUAUGGUGUAAUGAAGCGAACAUGGGCUGAACACGCAAACGAAAGACCAACAUUCAAAGAGAUCCGGAGCGAGUUGGAUGAGAUGUUUGUACCAGCUCCAGUUGAUGAUUAUUACUACAGUCAGUAGAGUAGAGAGCGUUACAGACUAUAUGAUCGUUGAUUUCCAGAAAUAUAAUCAAAAUUUACUCUUCUUGACAUAGUCACGUUCACAAAUUCAUGGGAAUAUUACGCACGUUCUAUUUUCAAUCUGUUACUGUCUGUUCUGAUUGAUUUGCUACUAAAAUGAAAAAUAAUAUCGUUGCAGUGGCUGCUGAAAGUUGUACAUAGUGAAGGAUGGAAUAAAUUUCACAUAAUCUUGCUUUCUAUUUACUGAGAAGGAUUUCAUAUUCCCAAUUUUAUAAACUUUUCUUUUUAGUAUAUUGAACUUAACCAGAACUUACGUCUGUUAACUAUAUAUAUGUAUCUAUAUGUACACUUAAA